CCAGCGGCGCGGGGAAAGUUUACGGGACGUAGGCGGCGGCGGCGGCAGUAGCGGUUACUCCGCGGCCCGCGGCGCACCAUGGCCCUGGCCGGAUGUGUUCGGCCUCGCCUCACCGCGUCCCGGGGCACCGUCGCGGAGCGAGCCGACUUUCGGGACGGAACGGACGUGCGACCGAGUAGCGGCCGGCGCGCUUAGCGCCUUGAACAUGCGGCUGUCCCUGCGGGCGACCCCGAGCUGCGGAGAAGCGGCGGCGGCGGCGGCGGCGGCGGCUCGGGAGCGAAGGCGGCGCCGGCGGAAGGUGGCGGCGUUGGCCGGCGCCUGGCGCGGAGCCCUGAGGAGGCCCCCUCGGUGCGGCCUCGGGCCUCGUCGGGAAGGAUGCUGUCCCGCAAGAAGACCAAAACCGAGGUGUCCAAGCCGGCCGAGGUGCAGGGCAAAUACGUGAAGAAGGAGACGUCGCCGCUGCUGCGGAAUCUCAUGCCAUCAUUCAUUCGACAUGGCCCAACAAUUCCAAGACGAACUGAUAUCUGUCUUCCAGAUUCAAACUCUAAUGCCUUUUCAGCUUCUGGAGAUGGACUAGUAUCAAGAAAUCAGAGUUUCCUAAGAACUCCCAUUCAAAGAACACCUCAUGAAAUACUGAGAAGAGAAAGCAACAGAUUAUCUGCACCUUCCUAUCUUGCCAGGAGUCUAGCAGAUGUCCCUCGGGAGUAUGGCUCCUCUCAAUCAUUUUUAACAGAAGUUAAUUUUGCUGUUGAAAAUGGAGACUCCAGUUCUCGGUAUUAUUAUUCAGAUAGUUUUUUUGAUGGUCAAAGAAGGCGGCCACUUGGUGAACGUGCACAUGAAGACUACAGAUAUUAUGAGUACAAUCAUGAUCUUUUCCAAAGACUGCCACAGAAUCAGGGGAGGCAUGCUUCGGGUAUUGGAAGAGUUGCUGCUACAUCUUUAGGGAAUUUAACUAACCAUGGAUCUGAAGAUUUACCUCUUCCUCCUGGCUGGUCUGUGGACUGGACAAUGAGAGGGAGAAAAUACUAUAUUGAUCACAACACAAAUACAACUCACUGGAGCCAUCCUCUAGAACGAGAAGGACUCCCUCCUGGAUGGGAAAGAGUUGAGUCAUCAGAGUUUGGAACCUAUUAUGUAGAUCACACGAAUAAAAAGGCUCAAUACAGGCAUCCCUGUGCUCCUAGUGUACCUCGGUAUGAUCAACCACCUCCUGUCACAUACCAGCCACAGCAAACUGAAAGAAACCAGUCCCUUCUGGUUCCUGCAAAUCCUUACCAUACUGCAGAAAUACCUGACUGGCUUCAGGUUUAUGCUCGAGCCCCUGUGAAAUAUGACCACAUUCUGAAGUGGGAACUCUUCCAGCUGGCUGACUUGGAUAAAUACCAGGGACUGCUAAAGUUGCUCUUCAUGAAAGAACUAGAACAGAUUGUUAAAAUGUAUGAAGCCUACAGACAGGCUCUUCUCACGGAGUUGGAAAACCGCAAGCAGAGACAGCAGUGGUAUGCUCAGCAACAUGGCAAGAAUUUUUAAGUUAACUUUUUUAAACAAUUUAAAGUUUUAUAAGAGCUUUAAAAGAUUUUCAAAUAAGCUGCAAACAAGAACUUUUGUUAAUAAAGGCAGCUGACUUUUUGGUAAUGAUAAAAUCAAAAAUUUACAUGUUAUUUUGUUAUUAGAAGUUUUCUUUUAUUAAACAACAAAUGGGUUUAUCAUUUGAAGAACUUUCAAAUGCUGUAUAUUAGGAAACUGCUUUGAAUUGUUUGAUUAAAAAAUGCAGCAAAAUAAGGUCAUCAGAUGUUCAAUAGGAAAUGAUCACUCACAGCAGCAGUAACUUUCUAAAAAAGGAAGAAUCUAUGCAGUAUUGUAAAAUGUUUUUCAUGCUUUCAAGCGGAAUUACCAUGGUGUAAUUCAAAUGCAAAAUAGGAUUCGCAACCUCUCUUGUGAUGAAUUUCUAAAUGAUAUAUAUGGGUGGCGUCUGUCUCUUCCCACUCCUCAAAUUUAAGGAACCUUUGGAAGCAUGUUGAGAAACUCUUUCAGGAGUGAGUUUAAACAUCAGGUCUUAACCUGUGUGGAGAGGUGUGUACGUAACCUGUGUGGAAAGGUGUGUGUAAUACUAAAGCAUUGCUUACAUGUUUUCCUUACUUCCAGAGCUCUUACUGAAUUUCACCUGACUCUGGUGAGACAGUUCAGGGUUCCUGCUAACAGCACACUGCCUUCUGACAGACUGGGUUAAGAUGUCAAAAAUGGCAAUCAGGGAA
Molecule: messenger RNA, 2255 nt
Organism: Dipodomys ordii (Ord's kangaroo rat)
Lineage: Eukaryota; Metazoa; Chordata; Mammalia; Rodentia; Heteromyidae
Gene: Sav1
Product: salvador family WW domain containing protein 1
Exons: 5
Coding region: 376-1530 (384 amino acids)
Biological process (GO): hippo signaling; regulation of cell population proliferation; apoptotic process
Molecular function (GO): protein binding; molecular adaptor activity
Source: RefSeq, a predicted model, not a curated record